Molecule: messenger RNA, 10416 nt
Organism: Phyllopteryx taeniolatus (common seadragon)
Lineage: Eukaryota; Metazoa; Chordata; Actinopteri; Syngnathiformes; Syngnathidae
Product: cGMP-dependent protein kinase 1-like
Exons: 19
Coding region: 3346-5379 (677 amino acids)
Biological process (GO): protein phosphorylation
Molecular function (GO): cGMP-dependent protein kinase activity; ATP binding
Source: RefSeq, a predicted model, not a curated record
CUGGUGGUCACCGGUGCUCGGGAGAGGACUUUAAUUCAAGGCUUGCUUGAGGUCCGUUCACAUACUUUUAAUACGAUACGGCUCACAAGCAGUCAACAAAACGAAUUGUAGCCUAGCGAGCCUCACAGUUCUUAGGACAGGCCCCGCCCGCGUGGAGUUUGCAUGGUCUCCCCGUGCCUGCGUGGGUUUUCUCCGGGCACUCCGGUUUCCUCCCACAUCCCAAAAACAUGCAUGCUAGGUUAAUUGAAGACUAAAUUGCCCGUAGGUGUGGCUGUGAGUGCGAAUGGUUGCUUGUUUGUAUGUGCCCUGCGAUUGGCUGGAAACCAGUUCAGGGUGUACCCCGCCUCCUGCCCGAUGAUAGCUGGGAUAGGCUCCAGCACGCCCGCGACCCGCGUGAGGAGAAGCGGCUCAGAAGAGGGAUGGAUGGAUGUAUGCAAAAUAUCUUAAUCGAAAACACAAUGUUCAAAUUUCUCUGUCUGAACCGAAACAUUGAGAACUUCACAUCUUUUAUAAUUUUUAACCCCCUCUAAUGUCCUGUAUUGCCUCGUACAAGUUUGAAAGUUCAAGUGAAAAUCUAUUUGAAGCUUGAACAUUUUUUAUUUAUUUUUUGCUAACAAUAGAAUUAAAUUUACAGCUCUGCUGCAGUUUAUACUCCCCAUUUCGAAUUUCUAACAUCAAUCGUUUUCCUUCAGCAUUUCCUCAACCUCUCUAAAAGACCCGGAGCACACAGGUUUGAGUCCAACUGUGGACAAAAAUGUAAAAAAAGGGAAACUUGUUGUUGGAGAGACUUCUAGUGUGUGGGCCCUUGAGCUCAGCUCAAGAGAUGCAGUUGCAGCACACUUUAGCUCUUCUUACAUGCCUGCAAAUGUGUGUGGUGCAACACAAAGUUUACAUCGGAGUGGGAGGUUACUUUUUCCUUGAGGGACAACAAUCGGUAAAAUCAGAAAAAAAAGUUUGUCAAAGACUUUGACUGAAAAACAGAAACGACAUUCAUCAGACUUAACUGGUUUCGAGAUAUUUUUGUGACAUUUUAAUAAAGACAAAUGUAACUUAUAAAAACAUCAUGGAAAAGUAAUAACCUAUAAGUACUGCAGUGUCCUAGUGCUGGAUGUGUGCCUUUCACGGUCGUGGCCCAGCGAGUUCAGUCAGAAGCCGGAAUCUGGUUGGCCGGUUCGUCGAGUUGUGGCCUACAGCAGCUCCUUGCGUGUUCUAAUUUUGUAUUUAACUGCUUACACCGUUGAAGAAACUGCUCCUGUGGCUCUCCAUGCCCACACGCCAGGGCAUCUAAGUACAUUGUGGCCGAACAACAACAAAACCAGUGAUAGUUCGUAACUGGAAAAACUUGCAAGUCACGGACGGUACCUCUGUAUAUUAAUAGUGAACAAAUUUUUGGGGUGUCGGCAUUGUUUACUUCAAACAAAGCAUUUGGUCAAAUUUUCAACAAAAGCAAGUUUGAAGGUGGACUAUGAUCAAGACGACGAGGUCGAAUGUGAGGAGACUAGCGCUGGGCAUUAAGACCAGAAGUGGGUAGAGUAGCCAAAUAUUGUACUGAAGUAGGAGUACUGUUACUUUAGAAUAAUAUGACUCAAGUAAAAGUAAAAAGUAGUCAUCCAAAAAUUUACUUAAGUAAGAGUAGGAAAGUACUCAAUGAAAAAACUACUCAAGUAAAGAGUAACUUGGGAGUAACUUCUGAUUAUUUAUUUUUAAAUCCGAGCAUGAGCAUCAAAUAAAAUAAAAAAAUAACAUGGCAGUCGGCACACAUCUGCCACCAUUUCAAUUUUAAACUGCCCAAAAACCAACACGUGCAUUGGGCCCUACAGAAACAUUAUUUGCUUUAUUCACUGAAAUGACUUCAUGAAGAAGCUUUUUGCUGACCAGACUGCGUGUGUGUGUGUGUGUGUGCGCGCGGCACCAUAUGAUAGAGCUAAUUUUGCCAUAUCACUGCCAAAACAACAAUAGAAACAUCUGCAACUUACUGCAAGGUGUGUUCUCAAGUUAGAAGUGGCCUGAAAUAAUUUGAGCAGUCACAAUUUAAGCGCUGCAUGACAAAGCCGUUGUUUUUCACAGUCUGGAAAGUAAACACACUUGUGCGGCUGUUUUUCUUUUCCUGAGUCAUAUUGAUUGGCUCGCGAAGGCUACGUGAGAAGUCCUGUGACUGCCUUGUGUCGUCUGAUUGGCGCAAUGGGCACCCUAUGCGGAAGUAGAAGAUGGAGUCUAAAAAUAGAUACGCACACGCAGGAAUGCAUAAAUAAAAGUAGCGAGCGGGAUGUCGAUCAUUGUAACGAGUAAAAGUGUCGAUCCUUCUUCACAUAAAUACUCAAGUAAAAGGUAUAGUGCAUUUUAAGUUUAUGGAAAAUGUUACUUGAAUAAAUGUAACGGAGUAAAUGUAGAGCGUACUACCCACCUCUGAUCAAAUGAAAAGAAUACAACUCGAAUUGGCUCGCCUGCUUGUCCCGUUCGGGCGCAGCCCUGUUGUUUGCUUUGCGGGUCUUCUUCGUCUGGAGAAUUUGAGCACCGUCAUUGUGUGCUGCUGCCUCCAAGCAGCAGAGAAAAAAAGAAGGCGAACUUAUAAAAUUAGUAAUAUCGAUAAAGGAGUUUGCAGGAUUUUUUCCCCAAAAUUUGUAUUUAAAUUUUGAUAUAUAAAUAUAUAUUUAGCCGGCACGGUGGCCGACUGGUUAGCACAUCUACCUCACAGUUCUGGGGACCGGGGUUGAAAUCCUGGCCCCGCCUGUGUGGAGUUUGCAUGGUCUCCCCUUGCCUGGGUGGGUUUUCUCAGGUUUCCUCUCACAUCCCAAAAACAUGCAUUAAUUGAAGACUCUAAAUUGCCCGUAGGUGUGAAUGUGAGUGUGAAUGGUUGUUUGUUACUAUGUGCCCUGUGAUUAGCUGGUGACUGGUUCAGGGUGCCUCAAGCCUCCCGCCCGAAGAUAUCUGGGAUAAGCUACAGCAGCCCGCGACCCGAGUGAGGAUAAGCGGUAAAAGAAAAUGGAUGGAAAUAUAUAUUUAUGCAGAAAAUUGGUAUAUAAACAUAAAUUUGACAUUUUGUUAGUAAAGAACAAAAACAAAUCUAACAAACAAGGGGAAAAAAGUCCAAAGGUUAUAAGACAGUAAACUCCUUUUAAUUCAUGACUGAUAAGUCACCAAUGUAUUGCAGUGUAUAAAUACUUUUGUUAGUUUUAAGUUAUUUGUGUACAAAGUAAUAGUAUUUGAACAUUUGGAAGGGAAUUGCAAAUUAAAAUUUUGCGCAAGUUAUUUGCAGGGAUUUCUCUGUACACGUUUUCAAGAGUCACAUAUUUUGGGACGUGUAUGAAUUCAUAGUUUAAAUCGUUGCUCUUCCUGUUUAUCAAUAUGAACAUUUGUCGCUUGGGAACUCGUGACUUUUAUUGUGAAGAGGUGCUGUCAAAAUCAGCUGUGUGGGUGCAGUGUGGCCGUCCGGUGCUUGAUUUUGUUGGUCUUUGUCAACGUUUGAAGGCUCAUCAUCUGAGGAAGAAUCAGGACGCAACAGAACUUCCUUUAGAGGCUUCAUUUAAUAACAUUGCGACCUCACAAGUGCACAUCCACGCGCUGAUGGCGGUGCCAAAGAGGGGCGACGGUGGCGGCAUGCUGCGUGACCUGCAAGUGGCGCUGCAGCUGAAGAUCAAGGAGCUGAUAGAGCGAGACGCAUUGAUUGACGAGUUGGAGUUGGAGCUGGACACCAAAGAGCUCCUGAUUAGACAUCUGCAGGCUGAGCUGGAUGGUCAGCGCAGUUCUGCGCCUGGUGCUGACAACACUGCCGCCGAGGUGCCAAACGCAGCAGGUGAUGCUCCACCGAUGACGCCAGUGUCAUUGGACGAGCCUCAGCGUAUCAAGAGACAGGCAAUCUCUGCAGAACCCACCGCUUUAGACCCGGCCCAGCUCACUGAUGUCACGCUCACCAGCUACUGCAAGACCAAAGAGUCCAGUGAGCUGAUCCAGAGGGCGCUGAUGGACAAUGACUUCAUGAAGCACCUGGAACAUGGACAGAUCCUCACCAUCCUGGACUGCAUGCGGCCCACCAGCCUGGACAGAGGAUGCUGCGUCAUCCAGGAGGGCGACGACGGAUCCAGCGUCUACGUUCUUGAGGAGGGUAUGGUGGAGGUAACCAAAGAAGGAAAAAAGUUGUGCACCAUCGGACCUGGAAAAGUCUUUGGAGAGCUCGCCAUCUUGUACAACUGCACUCGCACGGCCACGGUGACAGCGCUGACCGACAUCAAAUUGUGGGCCAUCGACCGUCAGGGGUUUCAAACCAUCAUGAUGAGGACCGGCCUCAUCAAACAUUCCCAAUACACCGACUUCCUGCGGAGCGUUCCGUCCUUCCAGGCCCUUCCUGAGGACAUUCUCAGCAAGCUGGCGGACGUUCUGGAGGAGACUCACUACAGCGAUGGUGAUUAUAUCAUCCGGGAGGGUGCCACAGGGGACACCUUCUUCAUCAUCAGUGAGGGUCAGGUGACCGUGUCGCAGCAGAGCACCUCCAGUGGUGAGAAGGUGAUGCUGUCCAAAGGCGACUGGUUUGGCGAGCAAGCGCUGAAAGGGGAGGACGUGCGCACGGCCAGCGUGACAGCAGUCGGCGCCGUCACCUGUCUGGUGGUGGACAGAGAGUCCUUCAAGCAGCUUAUUGGCGGCCUGGAGGAAGCCAACAACAAGCAGAGCGAUGACGAUGAAGUCAAAGCCAAGCGUCUGGCGGAGGCCGACUUUUUCUCCAGCGUGAUGCUUGACGACUUCAAUGUGGUCUGCACCCUGGGAGUGGGCGGCUUCAGCCGCGUUGAGCUGGUUCAGCUGAAGAGCGACGCCGGGCGCUCGUUCGCCCUCAAAGUGUUGAAGAAGUCCCACAUCGUUGACACCAGACAGCAGGAACACAUCCUGUCGGAACGUCGCAUCAUGAUGGAUGUCCACAGCCGCUUCAUCAUCAGGUUGUAUCGGACCUUCCGUGACGCAAAGUAUUUGUACAUGCUGUUGGAGGUUUGUCUUGGCGGCGAGCUGUGGACGCUCCUACGAGACAGACCAUCUUGUCAGUUCCGUAUUCUGCCAGGGGCUCGUUUGACGACGGGACAACGAGGUUCUACACGGCGUGCGUCAUUGAAGCUCUGGCAGAACUCCACUGCAAAGGGAUCAUCUACCGAGACCUCAAGCCGGAGAACAUCAUCCUGGACCACAGAGGCUACGCCAAGCUGGUGGACUUUGGCUUUGCUAAGAAAGUGGGCCUGGGGAAGAAGACCUGGACCUUCUGCGGGACUCCCGAGUAUGUGGCCCCGGAGAUCAUCCUCAACAAAGGUCACGACAGCUCGGCUGACUGCUGGUCCCUGGGGAUUCUGGUCUUUGAGCUUCUCAGCGGAAGUCCGCCGUUUUCUGGCUCGGACCCAAUGAAGACGUACAACAUCAUCCUUAGGGGCAUCGACAUGGUGGAGUUUCCCAAAAAGAUCACCAAGAGUGCCGCCAACCUCAUCAAGAGACUCUGCAGGUUGUGGCCCAGCAAAGAGUCAGAUUGAGAAUCUGAAAAUUUCACAGUAUUUCUCCCUGCGGGCUAAUCAAGGGAACAGAGAGCUGCACAGCCAUUUUCAAACGCUAACAGCAUAAAAUAAAUAUGGGCAUGAAAAAGUACAAAGGGUGCAGUAGAGGCAAUAGAAACAUUCCACAGUUGGAAGAUGUUUCUAUAGACCCAGAAGUGGGUUGUGGACCGGCUGUAAAAAAUGACAGGGGGUCCCUUGGUCUAUGACAUUACCGACUUACAAUGUGUGGAGGUUACAAAUGGCAUGUAAUGAAGUCGUUUGUGCAGUGGCCCAAGAAUAUAUGGUCUUGCUGCAAACAGCAUACUUACCAUGUUUCACUGGUUUCUUUUAUAUUAAACAAGUAUUUUACAUACAAAUGGAAUAGCGACCGGGAACAGCAUGUUGUGUCUUGUGUACAAAUUUGAGUUACGUUUCUGCCGUGGAACUCUGCCGUAAGCAAGGGUACACCAUGCAGUGAAAUAUUUCUAUAGUAUCUCAGAUUGGACUUGCCUUUUAUCUGGAAAACACCAUUAUUAUGACAGGUACACAUUACAAAAGUUAGCACUUUGGGUAAGGGACUUUCCUCAGUGCCAAGUUUUAAGUGAAAUUCUGUGGCUGUACCGUUUGCAGUUUUACAAAUGGAUCUUGCUAUAUUCAUUGAGCACUCAGUUAUCAUGUUCAUCCUCACGUUCUUGGUAAGCACGUUUUUAAAAUACUGUAUAUCAUACCAAACCUCCAUCAUUAGGUUUGUGGGAGUCAUUUUCUCCCAAGCAUGUGGAAAAUGUUUGCCUGGGUAGUCAUGGAGUCAUUUUGAAGAGAAGAAGAAUCAGCUUUAUUGUCAUGAACAUGCAUGCAUGCACAGGAAAUUUGUUCUCUGCAUUUUACUCAUCACAGUGAACAGACACACUUGUUAGUGGAACACACUGGAGCAGGGGGCAGUUGAAGCGCCCAGGGAGUAGUUCGGGGUAUCAGUGUCUUGCUCAAGGACACCACAGCUGUGGGUCCGGGGGAUGUUAGUGGAUGGUCGGGGUCUUGAAUCUGGGUCCCCCGUGGUGGAAGGCGAUGACCUUAACCAUAGGGCCACAGCUGCCCAAAACAUUAUGGCUAGAUGCUUAGCUAACGUCAGCUUUACAGCGCGCUAUCCAUUUCAGCUUCAAAAGAGCAUGUCUGUGCCAUUAAGGCGAGCAACACAAAGGUAAUUUCACAAGACAGUAGCCAACUGUCUAACUAAGUGUUCCAUUUCCCUUCCAAGCAGUUUACCUCACAUACUGUAAUAUAUUCUUUUCCACUGACACUUCAAAUCAAUUCAACUUUAUCCAUAUAGCACCAAAUCAGAACAGUAGAUGUCUCAGGGCAGUUUGGACAUGAAGCAGGUCUAAGACCACAUCUCCGCACUCAUUAAAACACCAACUGAACCCCACAUGAGCAAGUGGCGACAGAGGCAAGGGAAAAAUCCCUCUUGGGAAGAAACCUCAAGCAAACCCAAGACUCAGUGUGGGGUGGCCGUCUGCAUUGACUGGUUGGGUUAGAAAGCAGAAGAGGAGAGUGAGAGUGAGAAAUCAAACAAACAAACAAAUCAGCAAGGGAAACUCCAGAUCCAUAGGAAAUGAGUACAGUUGGUGAUGAUACCUGGAGCAUGAGACAUGGAACAAUAGGUUGCAAAAGUGUGUGAAAUUACAACAGAAAAAGUGACAUGACGCUCGGGUACAGUGAACAAUUUGCACAUCCAAAGCUCAGUGGUAGAGAAGGCCAAAAUCAUAAUUUAAGUGAAGCCCGUUUUUUUUUUUCAAUGCCUCUGCUUUGAUCAAAAGACAUGGGAGCUUUUAUUCACUCGUGGUGUCAUGGGGGGGGGGGGACAUCUUCCUGCAGCUGGAAGUAAAUGUGAUGUCAUGGUGAGUAGGUCUACACCAAGGGUCAGCAACCUGUGCCUUCAGAGCCACAUGUGGCUCUUCUGUCCCUCUGCUGUGGCUUUUUUUAUUUUGGGGAUCUAAUUCUAAAUUGAAAGAUUAUGUUAUUCCUACAUCCAUCCAUCCAUCCAUUUUCUGAGCCGCUUCUCCUCAGUAGGGUCGCGGGCGUGCUGGAGCCUAUCCCAGCUGUCAUCGGGCAGGAGGCGGGGUACACCCUGAACUGGUUGCCAGCCAAUCGCAGGGCACAUACAAACAAACAACCAUUCGCACGCACAGUCACACCUACGGGCAAUUUAGAGUCUUCAAUUAAUGCAUGUUUUUGGGAUGUGGGAGGAAACCGGAGUGCCCGGAGAAAACCCACACAGGCACAGGGAGAACAUGCAAACUCCACACAGGCGGGGCCGGGGAUUGUACCCGGGUCCUCAGAACUGUGAGGCUGACGCUCUAACCAGUCGUCCACCGUGCCGCCUUGUUCCAACAAUAGUAUAAUAAAAUUUAAAUUUCUGUCACUCAAAUUAUGUGUCACAAAUGCUGAUGUGUGACACUGUAGCGUAUAUGGGUCAAAUAAAAAUGUAAUUAAUUUACGAGAAAAGAAUAAGCGACGCGUUACUUCCGGUUUACCGUCAUUUUAAGUUUAAUUGUUCAAAUCAAACUAAUAUGUCUCGAAAAGGGCACCACGUCCCUUUGUAUCGGUAUAAAAUUUAGGAAAAAUUACGAGAAACCUUUUUAUCCGUCCCGUAAUCUGAAGGUUGUUACACUUUAUGAAAUUUUGCGUUCUAGAUGAUAGAGGUUUACUUAAACUCAGAACACACACAAAAUACAACCAAGAAUGUAAUUUUAUAGUAUAUUUAAUGACAUCUACAAGGGAUCUAGAGGGAAACACACAAAAAGGGUCUAACUAUCCAUCCAUUUUCUUUACCGCUUAUCCUCACUAGGGUCGUGGGCUGCUGGAGCCUAUCCAAGCUAUCUUCGGACAGUAGGCGGUGUACACCCUGAACUGGUCGCCAGCCAAUCGCAGGGCACAUAGAAACAAGCAACCCCGGUCCCCAGAACUGUGAGGCAGACGCUCUAACCAGUCGGUCACCGUGGCGCUUAAUAAGUGAUAUAGUUAAUCAAUAAAUAAUAAAUAAGUUAAUGUGCUAACCAGUCGCCCACCAUUCCAGCGGGUCGAACUAAAGAAAAAAAUAACACUAAUAAUGGUGAAAAGAAGGAGAAACUGCAUACAAAAAGGGGAAUAGAACAUCGUGUGUUUGAGUAAAGUUGGAAACGUGAGUGUUUACUGCAUCCGGUGCGGACGGGAGAGAAAAAGAGAGGACAAAGUUGAGACUUUGUCUGAGGCUAGUAAUUUCCCCGAAAUUAUUAGGCACUAAUAUUGUCGUCUGGAAAGGUUGCUGUGUAUACUCACGACCGGAGGCUCAAGCUGGUGGGUGGUAGUUUUCUCUCUGGAAGUGGCUCAGGAAGCCAAGUCUGUUUUAUCCCGGCUUUCGCGGUUACUGAGCCGUGUGCCGUGUGCCCGAAUAAAGAAAGGGCAAAAGGGUGAGGGGUAGUCCCAUGGCCAGCCUGGCUGGCGGGCUCCCAGCAAAACGAGAGGAGAGAAAAAACACGCGAGCAAAACACACGAGUGCCAGGGUUAAGUACCCCAGGGGCGUGUCGAAGAGGGGCGGAGAAGACCACACCCGUCAGCUUGAAUGUUGUCUACAAAUUUGAUAAAAUGGGUUUAAAAUCAUAUAUUAAUAUAAAAUAACCUCAACUUGGUACUCUCUUUACUCACAGGUCAAACACAUGGAAUGUUUAUACUCAACUCAACUGCUUAUGAUUCAAAUCACAUUUCAUGCUGCUGGGAGUCAAAUCAAGACAAACAAUUCUCAAAAUCUCACAAUUGCGUUUGUAAACGUAAACGAUGGAUAAAGCGUUUGCUAUCUGCUACACGAAUGAUGUUAAAAAGUACCAUUACUCACGACCUCACAGAUGGCAUCUUAUAAUCGUGUGUCAAAAUUAAGGUGAUGUCUUCCUGCCUUAAUGUACUGACGUUGUACGCUGAGGUUCAGGAGCCAAAAUCAGUUACUAAAUAUUGCGAUUGGCCAUUUUCUACAAAUAUAUAUUUGAUAUUGUUAAACGAAGCAGCCCUUUUUAAUUCAUCGUGACAGUCGACUGCAUGCCCCACACACAAUAAGGUGAUGACGCAACACAGAAGCAGUAGGGGUUGAACCAAUUAGUCGACAAAUCAAUUCAUCGACUUGGCCGCUGGGCAAUGACGGUUGUUGCUUGAGGAUGACUGAUUGCCACUCACGUGGUUUUGACACAUAACUCUUGCUAAAAUCAACAGAUUGGGUUCAUGUAGCAAAGCAGCAGCGGUGCUAAAACCAUGUGGCAAUGUAUGGCUAAAUAUAAGACUGGUAAGGAAGGUCACCUGCUAAAUAGGCAAGUCUAUUCUGAAAUAUAGGAAAUGAACGAGUGCUAUCUAUGUGUGCUAAUGCUUGCUGAUGAGCAGCCUCACCACCAUAUCAUUCUGUAAAAGUAAAAGGACAACAUACAGUAUUGUUUGCUUACACAAUGACAUGGAGGCAAGCCAUAGUCGAUUGAUAACCUCGUUAUUGUCAAAUUGAACAGUUAAUGUGUCAAAGACACGCAACUGCCAUCUCCUCGCAUCUCGCCUUGUGUGUAUGUGUGUGUCUACUCUGCCACUCUGUCCCUGUCUCUGUUUAGUUAGGGUCGCUGAUCCCUGGUCUUCAUGAGUCGCACAAUAAAUUGUAAGGAAUGAGAUAGCAUCUGUUACAUUUUGGAAGAUAAACAGAAUACUUUACAACUGAAAUCUUAAAAAUGUCUGCUGCAGUGGCAAUACUUAAUAAUGAAUGGAUGAGUUUGUGUGUGUCAGGGACAACCCCUCGGAGCGUCUUGGGAACCAGAAGAACGGUGUGAAGGACAUCCAGAAGCACAAGUGGUUUGAGGGCUUCAACUGGGAUGGCCUCCGCCAGGGAACCAUGGAUUCUCCAUUCACGCCGAGGGUG